Westerdykella ornata is the source of this 1757-nucleotide messenger RNA. RefSeq lists its product as uncharacterized. Lineage: Eukaryota; Fungi; Ascomycota; Dothideomycetes; Pleosporales; Sporormiaceae. The record is from RefSeq and is a predicted model, not a curated record. The coding region runs from base 119 to 1612 and encodes 497 amino acids. The transcript is spliced from 3 exons.
GCACUGGCCUUAUCAGUUCCCAUAGAGGCCUCUUGCCUUUCUUCAACCUCCUCGGUACUUAGUUCGUUACAUCCCUACGAGUCGCACCAGUCUUUCAAAACUAUACAUAUUAUUAUACAUGUUAUCCGCGAACCUCGCCCAGGUGUGUACGGUCGUGCUAUUUCGCAACCGCAGAAGAUCCCGUCUAUCAUGGGUUCUCGGGUGGUUAUGUCCGGUGGUGAUCGGGCUGCUGGUGGAUAUGGCCUGGCCGCCAACGCUGCUCUACGCCUUGAUUGGCGUUGCGCAACGACGUGCGCCGGAGCCGUCGUCGUACGCCUCGCGGCAUAUGGAAUGCGAGAUCAUCGGUAACCCAGACUUCUACGGCCUGGGCAUUCGUCUAGGGAUCUAUUUCCAAUGGCUCUCGGCGCUGUUGGCCGGGCCCUCAGAGGGUGAGGGCCUCCUUGUCAGCUAUUUCGUCUUUGCGCUCGCUCUCUAUGUGUCUUUCUUCGUGUUUACAUUUGGGGACUCGGCCACCUUUGUUGCCGAAGUUGCAAUCAUGCUACUUAUUUUCUUCGGUGGGAUUUAUAUCAUGAUAACGUCUCGUUUCUAUCGGAAGAGAAAAGUGCCUAGGGCCAAUGCCACGGAAUAUGGGAGCAUGGGUCUGCCAAUUGUCUAUAAUCUAGUUUUGUUUCCCAUGGUACUCUAUGGUUGCUGGUUCUGGUGCAGGAUGGCAGGUGGGCGCAUCAAGCCAUUUGCGGAGAGUCCAUGUGGAACCUAUUUAUUUCUAUUCGCACGCGUCACACCGGGGCGGGUAAGGAUGGCAAGCGGUUUCAUGGCCUUUGUGUUCAUCUACACUCUUCUUGCCGUCUGCUUUUACCAACUCUCUCAGCUGAUUAUGUUUCUUGGUCCUUUACUUUUCGUAUGGCGCAACCGGAGCAACUUGGCCGCAUCAUCCGAACCACAGGCCGCGAACUCCCCUAGAGUCCCCUCUAUAGCCGGGUCUCAAGACUCUAUCCCGGCGUCUUUGCUGCGUUUUGUCCAGCUUGGCGUUCAGUUCGACGAUGCGGAUGCUGUUCUCUUCAGGCAGAGUGCUAUUCAGAUGGUCUACGUCCUACCAUUAACAGUCAUCUUUGUCCUCGUGGACCAAGGAGUCCGGCUGAUCUUAUGGACGACGGGGCAAAGCAAAAAGCCAUGGGUGGACCCACUUUUCAAAGCCGAGAGAGAAGAUGGAACUAGAGGCCCUUUGUCUUCAAUGUCCGUUGCCCUCUACGUAUUCGUAGCGAUAGCCUUGUCGAUUCUGGGCGUGGAACUGACGCUUGUUUGGAACUCCAUUUCUGGGGUGUACGAAAUAAAGUCCCCGGGGCAGUUGAUUCCGUUGAUCAUCGGCAUGGGGACUCUUGGUCAGGUUCUCUGGAAAAAGCUAAUCAGUGGCUUUGAGACGCUCGUGGAUCGACUUGUGGGUCAGUCCCCAGGAGAUGUCAACCACGGUGCGGAGCGGGAACUUGAUAGCAUUGCGCGAGAAAGGACUGUAGACAUCGAAGCUGGAGCGUCGUUCCAAUUGCCGGACAGCCGCUGGAUGGUCGUUUCAUCUUCUCUACGUCGUACUGCUGCAGAGCCUAGCCCUUCAGCUUAAUGCCAAGUAUUGCCUUGAACAAUGCCCGUUGUGGUAGAGCAAAGGGGAUUACGACCAAUAGGUUGCACAAGUGCAGGGGUAGGAUGUGUUGGGAGGGGAGAGGGUGUGGUGCCAUGGUGAAUCGGGACCUUCGGGACAUAAAUUG